Messenger RNA from Penicillium robsamsonii, 486 nucleotides. RefSeq lists its product as uncharacterized. Bases 1 to 486 code for a protein of 161 amino acids. The record is from RefSeq and is a predicted model, not a curated record. Gene Ontology annotation, molecular function: phosphopyruvate hydratase activity; magnesium ion binding. Gene Ontology annotation, cellular component: phosphopyruvate hydratase complex. The transcript is spliced from 2 exons. Lineage: Eukaryota; Fungi; Ascomycota; Eurotiomycetes; Eurotiales; Aspergillaceae. Gene Ontology annotation, biological process: glycolytic process.
AUGGCAGUUAUUGGGUUUACAGACAAAUCGAACCUGCACAGCCCAGAACAACUUAGAGAACCGUAUCACUCAUUGUGGCAAGAUUAUCCCAUCGUUCUACUAGAAGACCCGUUCGCCGAAACCGAUUGGAAUAGGUGGAUCGAAUUCAACAAAGAAUAUCCAGUUAAACUGGUUGGGGACGAUUUACCUGUCACGAAUACGGAAUAUGUGCAGGAGGCAAAGGAUAAGAAAGCAUGCAAUUCUAUGCUGCUCAAAAUCAAUGAAAUAGGCACCAUUUCCGAAGCAAUUGAGGCGGCGAACUUGGCCUAUAGUUUUGAUUGGGGUGCUUUCAUAUCUCAUCGGUCUGGUGGGACGACUGAUGACUUUAUUGCUGAUUUGGUAGUUGGAUUGAGAACAGGCCAUAAUCUGGGGCACCAUUGCCAUAAUUGGCUCAUGGAUAUCGAGGAUCUUUUGAGCGAAUGCCUUCAUGCUCUCAAUUUAGGGUAG